CAUCUUCACAUGCGCCUUCCAUGCUGCCACGCGCACCCCACUUCCCGCUCUUCGACAUCCAAACUUCAUCUCUCUAUCACUGCAUCAAACACCCAAACAUCUACAUUCUCCAGCAACAUAAGACAUGGCCGCUCCCAAUGGAAACCCCAUCACCUUCUUCGAUGUCACGCUCGGAGGCGAGCCUUUAGGCCGCAUCAAGAUGGAACUCUUCGCCGACGUUGUCCCCCGCACCGCUGAAAACUUCCGCCAAUUCUGCACGGGCGAGACUAAAGAUCACCUGGGCAAACCGCUGGGCUACAAAGGCAGCAAGUUCCACCGCGUCAUCAAAGAUUUCAUGUUGCAAGGCGGAGACUUCAAGAAUGGAAAUGGCACAGGAAGUGCGACUAUCUAUGGAACCGAUAAGUUUGCCGAUGAGAAUUUUGAUAGGAAGCAUGACGGACCAGGCAUUCUGAGUAUGGCGAAUUCUGGACCUAACACGAACGGAAGCCAAUUUUUCAUCACGACUGUCGCAACGCCACAUUUGAAUGGCAAGCACGUUGUCUUUGGCAAAGUCGUCGACGGCAUGGAUGUUGUGAGGAAGAUUGAGAAUGUGCGAACCAAGAGUGAUGCUCCCGUGCAGGCUGUCGUUAUUUCCCAAUGCGGGGAGAUGUGAGGACGCUCACGUUCGAAGUCAGAACACACUGGUUUAGCGUCACGACCUUGAUGGAAGUUCAAAUAUACCGGCUGCCCAGUGAUGCAUAACCUGCGGCACACUUAAGAACAACAGAGCUCACAGAUGACCGUGGUAACGAUCUAUUGAGAGCUGCGGGUGGCUAUCAACUACCAGGCUGCGUUAGCAUAUAAGGUCCAACUGCCCUGCAUGCUUACCGCGAACGAGAUUCGAUGAUGAGUAUUCAAGGCUGGGCUACCAUGUCCCUCGUCUUGCUGCAUAUUCUAGCAAUAAAGGAAGACGUUCAUACACGAGAACGACCUAACGUAGACGAAAAGCCGAGACCAUCCAAGCGGAGAUUUGUCGUUGACUGGACACUGAAAAUGAGUAUCGGAGCUGGUCAUCUGAUUGUGAUAUAGUCUCCAGAAACUCAAAAUUACCAAUUAGUAAAAUGGGAGAAGGCGGACAUGAAUACUCACCGAAACCGAUCUUCUCAU
Messenger RNA from Cercospora beticola, 1146 nucleotides. RefSeq names its product peptidylprolyl isomerase (gene CYP3). Gene Ontology annotation, biological process: protein folding; protein peptidyl-prolyl isomerization. Gene Ontology annotation, cellular component: intracellular membrane-bounded organelle. Gene Ontology annotation, molecular function: peptidyl-prolyl cis-trans isomerase activity. The record is from RefSeq and is a predicted model, not a curated record. NCBI's taxonomy places the organism in Eukaryota, Fungi, Ascomycota, Dothideomycetes, Mycosphaerellales, Mycosphaerellaceae.